UUUCUUGCUCCUCUCCACUCUUCAGCUCUCUUCCCCUUCCAUCACUCCCCCACACCCACCACCAACUCCCCAAGCGCUCGCUAUGGCAGCACCCACGGGAGCUUGCGGCUCCAACUCCCCUUCUUCAACGUGCUAGCGUUCUUAGCUGGUGACUAUGGCGGCGGUGGCGAGCAGGGAGAGGCUCUCCCCGGGCUCCGCGCCGCAGGUGGACACGGGCAAGUACGUGCGGUACACACCGGAGCAGGUGGAGGCGCUGGAGCGCGUCUACAGCGAGUGCCCCAAGCCCAGCUCGCUGCGCCGGCAGCAGCUCAUCAGGGACUGCCCCAUCCUCAGCAACAUCGAGCCCAAGCAGAUCAAGGUCUGGUUCCAGAACCGCAGAUGCCGGGAGAAGCAGCGCAAGGAGGCCUCUCGCCUGCAAACUGUGAAUCGGAAGCUGAGUGCAAUGAAUAAGCUGUUGAUGGAGGAGAAUGACCGGCUGCAGAAACAGGUGUCCCGUCUCGUCUAUGACAACGGGUACAUGAAGAAUCAACUUCACAGUCCUUCUGUAGCCACCACAGACACAAGCUGUGAGUCUGUGGUGACAAGUAGUCAGCACUACCAACCGCAAAACCCAGCAGUUCCGCCUCCUCCAAAAAGGGACGCGAACAACCCAGCAGGUCUACUCGCUAUCGCUGAGGAGACCUUGGCAGAGUUCAUGUCCAAGGCGACUGGCACUGCCGUCAACUGGGUGCAAAUGGUUGGGAUGAAGCCUGGUCCGGAUUCCAUUGGAAUCAUCGCUGUUUCACACAACUGCAGUGGCGUAGCAGCACGAGCUUGCGGCCUUGUGAGCCUUGAGCCCACAAAGGUUGCGGAGAUCCUUAAGGAUCGCCCAUCGUGGUAUCGCGAUUGUCGGCAUGUUGAAAUCGUCCAUGUUGUACCUACGGGUAAUGGUGGAACGAUUGAGCUCAUCUAUAUGCAGACAUAUGCCCUGACAACUCUGACGGGACCGCGCGACUUUUGGACGCUCCGAUACACCAGUGGUCUUGACGAUGGCAGUCUUGUGAUCUGUGAAAGGUCAUUGACUCAGUCCACUGGAGGUCCUUGUGGACCUAAUGCUCCGACAUUUAUCAGAGCUGAGGUCCUACCUAGUGGUUAUCUUAUUCGACCAUGCGAUGGGGGAGGCUCCAUGAUUUACAUUGUGGAUCAUGUUGAUCUGAAUGCUAAGAGUGUGCCUGAGGUUCUUCGACCACUCUAUGAAUCACCUAAGAUACUGGCGCAGAAGAUGACUGCUGCGGCGUUGCGACACAUUAGGCAAAUUGCACAUGAAUCAAGUGGUGAAAUCCCCUAUGGUGCUGGGCGCCAGCCAGCUGUUCUCAGAACCUUCAGUCAAAGGCUCAGCAGAGGCUUCAAUGAUGCUGUGAGUGGUUUUCCAGAUGAUGGCUGGUCUCCUUUGUUGAGCAGUGAUGGCCCUGAGGAUAUUACAAUUACAGUCAACUCAUCUCCAAACAAACUUGUUGGAUCUCAUGUCAGCCCCUCCCCAUUCUUUUCUGCUAUAGGGAGUGGCAUUAUGUGCGCGAAAGCAUCGAUGCUAUUGCAGAAUGUGCCACCUGCCCUACUUGUGCAAUUCCUGAGGGAGCAUCGGUCUGAAUGGACUGAUCCUGGUGUUGAUGCUUAUUCUGCUGCCUCUUUGAGGGCCAACCCAUAUGCUGUUCCAGGUCUAAGGGCUGGUGGGUUUAUAGGCAACCAGGUUAUACUACCCCUUGCUCGUACCUUGGAGCAUGAAGAGUCCUUGGAGGUUAUUAGGCUUGAGGGACAUGGCUUUAGCCAUGAUGAGGUGCUUUUGUCUCGAGAUAUGUUCCUUCUGCAGCUUUGCAGCGGGGUUGAUGAGAAUGCUCCUGGUGCAUGUGCACAGCUUGUCUUUGCACCUAUCGAUGAAUCUUUUGCUGAUGAUGCGCCAUUGCUACCCUCAGGCUUCCGUGUUAUACCCCUGGACGAUAAAAUGGACAUGCCUUCUGCCACACGCACACUAGACCUUGCUUCGGCCCUUGAGGUUGGAUCAGGUGCAGGCUUGCGUGCCCCAAGCAACGCAUCGGGCGCAUGUACCACAAGAUCAGUCCUGACUAUUGCAUUUCAGUUCUCGUUCGAGAACCACCUUCGUGAAAGCGUAGCAGCAAUGGCCAGGCAGUAUGUCAGGGGUGUGAUGGCAUCUGUGCAGAGGGUGGCCAUGGCAAUUGCUCCCACCCGCCUUGGCUCACAUAUCCAACUGAAGCAUCCGCAUCCACCGGGCUCUCCUGAGGCACUUGCACUAGCUACGUGGAUUGCCAAGAGCUACAGGGUGCACACUGGAAUGGAGAUCCGCUGGUCGGACACUGAAGGCGCUGAAAAUCCUCUGAUGCCUUUCUGGAAGCACAGUGAUGCAAUACUCUGCUGCUCUCUGAAGCCUCCCUUCACGCUCAAGUUUGCCAAUAGUGCUGGCUUCGACAUCCUGGAGUCGACGAUGGUGAACAUCCAGGACAUGCCACUGGAGGCUGUCCUCGACGACGAGGGGCGAAAGGCGCUGUUCACUGAGCUCCCCAAGAUCAUGCAGCAGGGCUGGGCGUACCUCCCCGGCGGCGCGUGCCAGUCGAGCAUGGGGCGGCAGGCAUCGUACGAGCAGGUGGUGACCUGGAAGGUUGUUGGCGACGACGGCGUGCCGCAGGGCCUUGCGCUCAUGCUCUCCAACUGGACCUUCAUCUGAAGCUGCUCCUGAGCUUUCGGCCUCACCAUUUUCAUCAGAUGGUGACUGUAUCCUACUCUACUACGUAGUUUGCUUGCAUCGCACCUGUUUGCAUGUUGUGUGUGCUGUAAUGACUGGAGACCUGAAAUGUCUGCUGCUCCUGCUACGUUCUAAGUUGAUGCUGUAUCCUCUGGAUCAAGACAGUGCUGCUGCAACUUGUGUGAGGUUAAAGACCUAGUAUUAUCCUUGUCAUGAGAUGUAUUGGUGAGCUUGGACCAUGCCAUGGUUUCAGUGGUGUUGUGCUGUUCAGUGUUCAGGACAAUUCAGAGAUUGAAGAAGUCUGCUUGAUGCAGUGUUUCUGUAAA
Panicum virgatum (switchgrass) is the source of this 3060-nucleotide messenger RNA. Its product is annotated as homeobox-leucine zipper protein HOX33-like. Lineage: Eukaryota; Viridiplantae; Streptophyta; Magnoliopsida; Poales; Poaceae. The record is from RefSeq and is a predicted model, not a curated record. Gene Ontology annotation, molecular function: lipid binding; DNA-binding transcription factor activity; DNA binding. The coding region runs from base 155 to 2716 and encodes 853 amino acids. The transcript is spliced from 18 exons.